CGAGCAUCGCACCGCAUGAAGGCCAAUCCAAACUUCUCUUGGCACGCAGGUAUAUAGACACACUGCGGUGUUUGAGGGGUGGUUUUGCUUAACGGUCAUUCCUGUCGGAUUUUCUAUCAGAAUCAGCGGACAGUGCACGCAAGGAUACAAGAUGAGGAUUUUCAUCGCACUUGUACUGGUGAUGUGCGUCACCUGGCGGGUGACUGAGGGAUAUACAUACUUCGCGCAACUCCAGAGCGAGGACAGGCUGUACGGCCCCGAGGGUAACGUCCGAGUGGUCAGCACCCAGUACUGUGAGUGGGAGGGGAAGAAGAUGAUGAUCGGCAGUAGCUGGAAGACUACAGGGUGUGAGCAGUGCUCCUGUAGCGAGGCUGGGCUUUUCUGUGCCGGCUCGGGUCGCUACCUGGUCCCUGACCAUUGCCUGCUGCUGGUGGAUGAGACGUGCCAGACGGAGCUGGUGGACGCGAACGACCCCUUCUCUCCCUGCGGCAUGCCGCAAGUCUUCCACGGGAAGUGAGCUGCAGUACCCACAAGAACCUAUUGGUUCAUGGAAACUUCAUUUGCUUUUUGUAAGGUCCUUACUUAGAAGUAACAGCCCCUGUUUUCUUUACUAAUAUAUCUAGUGGAGUUAUAGUAAUAAACACGUAUUCAUCAAGCUUC
Branchiostoma floridae (Florida lancelet) is the source of this 660-nucleotide messenger RNA. Its product is annotated as prostate-associated microseminoprotein-like. The record is from RefSeq and is a predicted model, not a curated record. The transcript has 4 exons. Lineage: Eukaryota; Metazoa; Chordata; Leptocardii; Amphioxiformes; Branchiostomatidae. The coding region runs from base 152 to 517 and encodes 121 amino acids.